GCCACAAGCAGCAAAAGGAUAUGCCCGAGGAAGUGGUGGAGGAGAUGAUCAAAGCACAGCAGGACAAGUGCAAGAUGACUGAGCUCUAUGUCAAUUUUCUCCAAUGCAAAGGAGAAUGGCACAGGUGCACGCUUGUGGUUUCUGUGCGCAAGGCGCACAGCCUGACCGAGGAUCAGGUUUGGCAGUGGUUUACUAAGGACCAGCUCAUUGUCCAUCUUGGCAGUGAGGAAUUGGCCCUGGAUUUGAUUGCGCGGCACAAAGAUUCAGAGUCGAGACUUCCGUCUGCGAAGAAAGGCAGAUUUAUCAGGGACCUCUGGCUGUAUCGUGCUUUCGCUAAGAUCGAGGACCGGCGCACCAAGACCCAAGAGACCUCUGCCGAAGCCAAGGGAGAAGCCAACAUCAAUGAGGAGGAUUUCAUGAAUAUCCU
Symbiodinium pilosum is the source of this 427-nucleotide messenger RNA. The record is from the annotation of a GenBank genome assembly. NCBI's taxonomy places the organism in Eukaryota, Dinophyceae, Suessiales, Symbiodiniaceae.